UCUGCCAUCAGUCGAAGUAAAUUCAAAAACCACCUCCCAACAAGAUUAUAUGUAUAUGUAUACGAGUAAAAACCACCUCUCGACAUAAAUGUUAUAGCAGACUCGUCAACAACCAUGCCACCUGCAUCUUCGUCUUCUCCUUCCUCCUCCAAAUCUCUCCCUCAUCCCGCCCACCAAUCUCCCCGUUUCACCCCAUGGGUUAUUGGUUAAUUUGAAUCUAGAUUCAAGAAUGUGAAAGAGAAGGAGAUGGUUGCAGUGAAGAAUGGAGUAAAAGCAGAACAACCCCCGGGAGUUUGGAUAUGGGAGUGACUCCAACGCACCGUUUAACCCCUCUCCACGAGAAAAAAGGUAAACCCAACAGCAAGAAACGCCAUGAAUCCUGCGACGACAAUAGUUUUGUCGACGGCGGCUCUGUGUCUUGCAACAAGUGCAGACCGAACUCUCAUCGCGACAAAAUCUCUGUUGUCCCUCUUGACAACGGCGCUGUCGGCAAAACCUCCUUCAUUUCUAGCCCCAACGGCAUCUUCCGCUCCAUCUUCCAUUCUUUAACAAGGAGAAGCCCUAAAGCGACAAACGAAUUAGCACCCAGAGAGGAGCAAUGGAAGAUUGCCGUUGCUGAGCUUUCCCAGAAGCUUAUUCAGGCGACAAGAAAGAGAGACGAGGCUUUGCUGGAAGCUUCAAGGCUAAAAUACUCCAUGGCCGAACUUGAGAAGAAGCUUAACAAGCUUGAAAUUUAUUGUCAUAGUCUCAAGUCUGGACUCGAGGAAUGUAGCAGUAACUCUCCCUAUAGAUCAUACGGGAUGAAAGUCCAAAACGGUGCGUUUAACGAAAAGGUGAUCGAAGUAUUCUUGGUUUGCGUAUCAGAAGCUAGAUCCUCAAUAAGGAUGUUAAGCAAGUCAUUAACUAUGCAGUUAAGAAACUUGGGUGGGAAAGUGUUUGAGAGAAUAUCUCUUCUUCUUCAACCUUAUGAUGUGAAGAUUUCUUUCACGAAGCACCCAAAAAGCUUACUUUUGUAUCUGGAGGCUCUGUUGAAUAAAGCUUUUUUUGAAGAUUUUGAGUCAAUCGGGUUCCAAAAGAAUUCCGCAAACCAGAUACUGAAUCCCGUGGAACGCUGUGAAGGAAACUAUGCAUCGUUCUUGGAGUUGCAGGGGCUGACAUGGGAGGAGGUUUUGAAUAAGGGGACAAGGCAUUUUAGCGAGGAGUUCAGUAAGUUUUGCGAUAGGAAAAUGAGUGAGAUUGUGAACAUGUUGGGAUGGAACAGAGCUUGGCCCGAGCCAUUGUUACAAGCAUUUUUUGGUGCUUCAAAAAGUGUCUGGUUGGUUCACCUUUUGGCUAACUCCCUGCACCCUGGCCUGUCAAUAUUCAGGGUAGAUAAGGGGGUGAGAUUUGAUUCAGUUUACAUGGAGGAUAUGGGCGGAGACAGAGCCAGAAAGCUGGUCCCAACCGUGGUUCGGAUCAUGGUGGCACCUGGGUUCUACGUCUAUGGCAACCUGGUCAAGUGCAAGGUGCUUUGCAGCUACUACAGCAACAGCAGCAGGGACAACACCAUUGACGACCAGGGUUAAUUAAUUUAUUCCCAUUAAUUAAUAGUUUCCUAUGCAAUUACAUGUGAAUUUUUAAUUAAUUACGAUUAUGAAUUGGGGUUUGGUUUGAAGAUUCUGGGUCAAAGUUGCCAUUUUUGUUACUUCUCUUUUGUUAUUUUAUCAAGGUUUCUUUUGUUGGCAUUACUA
Messenger RNA from Carica papaya (papaya), 1730 nucleotides. RefSeq names its product cyclin-dependent kinase-like protein. The record is from RefSeq and is a predicted model, not a curated record. Lineage: Eukaryota; Viridiplantae; Streptophyta; Magnoliopsida; Brassicales; Caricaceae.